AUGGCAUCUAGUUGCAAAAAGAGGAGAUUUCGAGAUCCUCAAAGCGUGGAAAGAAGCAUUGACAACGUGCGAAAUGCUAUUCCACAAACAACGCGUUAUAAAAAUCGUUGGGGAGUUCGUAUAUUUGAAGAUUCGCAAAGUGGGCGAGAAAAUAAAGCAGUCAUGUGUGAGAGCAAUCCUUUCAGCUUAGAUUUGCAGAAUUUGCAAAAUUUGGAGACAGAAUUGUGUUCAAUGACGGCAAGAACGUUAAACUUCUGGCUUAUCAAAUUUGUUCAAGAAGUUUGCGACAAGGAUGGCAAGCCAUAUCCCGGGCGUACAGUAUACCAAAUUAUAUGCUCGUUGAAACGACAUCUAGACAAAAAUGGCCGGGCUGAAGCUAACAUGUUAAAUGCUAACAAUCACUGGUAGGUUGAAUUCGUUCAUUUUUAAUUAAUGGUUUAGUUUAAUUUAUUGUAAUAUGAGCAUGUUUAUUACUCAGUUUCCAGACGUUCAGAAGAGUGCUGGAUAGUGAAAUGAAAGCCACCCACCGGGAAGGCGAAUCGCUUGCGGAGAAUCGUACAAGACGAGAGAAAGAAGCUAUUAUACAGAUGAUGAAGAAGGUUUGCUGUGGUCAAAACGCUUACUGGGAGACAAAACUGCUCAAAGUUUGGUUUACACAAUUUAUUUCUAUAUCCACCCUCGAAGCCUAAGGAAGACGAAAAGUUUCAAAUUUCCGACGAGGAACUUGAUAAGUUUUUGAGUGAAGUGGACUGGUCUAAAAUUGAUAAAGAAGGUGCAGCGACGUACUAUCGCAGAAAAGUUUGUUUUGUCGAACAGUACAUUCACUAACUGUUCCUUUAACAUUCCGUUUGCCGGAAAUAAGUAAUACUAAGUCAAUUGUAUGUGUGUUAUUGUUAGUGUGAUUAAAAAAGCAACAUAUUUUGUUGUUUGAAGUGUGUUUUAAUGUUUUUGUGUAUUUAGAAGUUAUUUCUAAAUACAGCUUACUGUAUUUAGAAAUAAUUCUAAACAUAGCAAUUAAAUAUAUUUGCAUAAUCUUUUGUUUACCCCUCAAUUUCCCUAUUGUUCAAAGCCCUUCCCACUUGAAGUAAUUAAAGUCCUGGUCUAGACGGGGUAUCCAGAUAGAUACACAUGAUGUAAAUUACACCAUGUCAUUGGCCGAAAUGCUAUGAAUAUCUAAUGAUGUGUGAGAAGGUUUAUUACAGCAUUAACGUAUCGCAUGUCUUAACAUGUGACAGCAUUAAUCGUGAUGUCAUAACAUGUGGUGAUAUUUAUACGCAAAAUCUUGGGUAAAUUUACACAUCAUUUUGUGCGAUGGAUCAUACCAUCUUCAUUAAAGUGUAGAUAGACGAUUGUUGCAAAUGGUUUGAAUUAUGUAUAAUUGUUAUUUUUCAAUAACAAUUCAUUGGCCAUAUACCGGCAAAUUCAUUAUGAUAUCUGCCAUGUUGAAACUGCGACAAUUCAGGACAGAGCCGUUCAGCUUCAAAUUUGACAAAAAAGUGAAAGAUAUACAAUAGAACUAGGUUUAAUUCAAUUCAAUAUCAUAUCUCGUUUCGGCCAUGCAAAAAUUGCCGUCCGAAAGAAAGGUUUUGAUAUAUGCGAUAAAUAAUAUUAAACUUCAUUUCAAGAUUGUUUUUCUAAUUAUAAGAAUAUUAUUCUAGGAUGGAAAAAUGUUAUUCUUAAAAUAAGAAAAAUAUUCUCUCGAAUAUUCUUGCCUAGUUAUAUUUUCUUACUUUAAGAUUUUUGUUCUUAAAACUAGAUUUCUUUUCUUGAAAUAUUUCUUGAUAAGAAAUAUUUACUUAAAAUAAGAAAAAUAAUCUAAAAAAUAAGAAUAUUAUUCUAGACUAGAAUUCGAUUUUUUGCAGUGUAGCCUAUUAUUACCUAGCCAUGGGCUCCAUGAAAGGGCCUGUUUAUAAAAUCCCAGCUAGGCAGGAUGAGGCAGUUUCCAAAAUUCUGACUAUCAUAUCAACUCGUGUUCAAAAAUACAUGUAUAUAUAUUUGAUGAACUCAUGCGCUCACGAACAUGUAUAAACAUGACAUCCUAGCUGCCUGGCAAGGUUUCCCACCUGACAGGAUCAUAUGAACAUGUCUUAAUAUUAAUUAAAAUAAGCCUUUUAAAUACUGCAAUAUCCUACAUACUAAUAUACUAUAACUCUAUAAGUCACAAGACUUUGCAAAAUAACUUUUUCUACUUUCCUGGAAAUAUGUCAGACCAGCCCAAUAAUAAACACAUCCAGGUUUACUGUAAAUAUAAUUAUAAAUGUCCAAUUGAAUCAGCAGAAACAGGGAGGGUUUCAAAGGAAUAUGCCACCUAGCUAAACUAAAAAAGAGGUUAUUAAUUUUGCUAAGCCACACACAAAAUAUUCUUUGUCCUUUCAUGACCAAGAAUCCUCAAUGAGAUAUAUUAUUUAUAAACACAAUAUAAAAAUAUGCAACGGAUUCGAAAACAUUCCAGCGACUAUUAACGUAGAGAGACUUCUGACGACUUAUAUAUAUAUAGCCUAUUAUUAUCUAGCCAUGAGGGCCCCCUAUACUUUUUGCGUGAAGCGUGAUGGGCUUAUUUUACUUAGCCGUGAAACGUGAUCGAUGAUUUUCUUAAUCCGUGAUUCGUGAUAGUAUGACUUCCAAUCUUUUUACGUGCACGUGAAGGAAAGAUUCGAAUUAACCGUGACCCGUGAAUGGCGGAUAGAAAUAUGCGUGAUUCGUGAAUCAUCUGUUUUGUGUGAUCAGCUUUCCAAGGUAUAAAUACGGUUUGUUGCUGUUUUUUGAAGUACUUGAUGUACAGGAGCCCGUUUUCGACAUAGUUGGAGGUUUGAAAGCAUGUCGAGGUAAGUACAGACGAGUACAAUGAUUCUACAAUUAAGGAAGACAUUCUAUAAUAAUUCGUGAAUUUUGAACUAAAAAAAAGGUUAUUAAUUUUGCUAAGCCACACACAAAAUAUUCUUUGUCCUUUCAUGACCAAGAAUCCUCAAUGAGAUAUAUCAUUUAUAAACACGAUAUAAAAAUAUGCAACGGAUUCGAAAACAUUCCAGCGACUAUUAACGUAGAGAGACUUCUGUAAAUCUUAAUGCGGUUCGUGUCGUAAAAAUCGUCGGAAUUACUCUUCCCAAAAAAAUGUCGCUUUAACCCAUGUAGUUCACAUAUAAAUAUCGUUGAACAGAUCUUUUUAAGUGCACAUAUUUGCACAACGCCGUCCUCGACUCGCUUCAGCAAUGCGCUUUAGCCAUAUUUAAUAUAAUUUAUUACCUUUGUGUUAAAUUUAUGCAUUAUUAAUACAAAUUUAUGCCUCCCAAAUUUUGGGGGGCUGUAAUGUGAUUGGUCAAUCAGAACAAUGCCGAAGCUCAUUGACCCAGCCGUUAAGUGGGCGAGUGGCGAGAACACAACGGCUGGAAUCUGAGCCUAAAGCUGCCCCUGAGAAAUUUAACUUACUACUUCUGUUAAUAUACUGAAAUUAUUAAACCAAAUGGUGCUUAUAAUCUUGUGAAUCAGAAUGAAUGAUUGUGUGUGGGGUGGGGUGGCCAUAAGCAUGGACAUUAAUUGAUUUCAUUUUGAAUACAUUUGAGUACUUAUUUCAGCAUAUAGGUACUUACUAUCCCCUGCCCCUAGUAAAAAAUCUUGAGUACAGCCCUGGACUCAAGUCAGUACAGGAAUCCAUGCACUUCCUCGGAAUAAUUUUGUUCACAUAAGUUUAUUGUCAUUGGUAAACUGCCCGAUGCCAAGCAGACCCAUUUUCGUACAGGAGAAUGUAACAAAAAUGUGACAACAUAAAUUGACUGCAAUCGAUACGUAACUGCACCUGAGUCAAGCCCAACGUUUGCAAUAUCCUGCAUUGAUGUACUCUUCAUUGUUUGUCCGCCAUGAUGCUGUUAUACUAUAGUAAGCAGCAUGUUUCUUUUUAGACAGCACAAGUGAUAUUACUGAACAAUACAUGGCUGAUGCAAGAAUAUACGUUAAGCAGAAAGGUGUUUCUAGAAUUGAAGAAUUUCUCAAGAAAAAACUCGAGGGAUCGAAAGAUGUGAAAAUAAGAUUUGCCAUUACAGGAAAUAGUGGAACAGGGAAAUCGGCAUAUAUCAACGCAAUAAGAGGGUAA
This is a messenger RNA of Paramuricea clavata, 4087 nucleotides long. Lineage: Eukaryota; Metazoa; Cnidaria; Anthozoa; Malacalcyonacea; Plexauridae. The record is from the annotation of a GenBank genome assembly.